Molecule: messenger RNA, 1138 nt
Organism: Maylandia zebra (zebra mbuna)
Lineage: Eukaryota; Metazoa; Chordata; Actinopteri; Cichliformes; Cichlidae
Source: RefSeq, a predicted model, not a curated record
CAACUGCAUAAAAACGGAGACAGUUGCCAAAUAAAAGGAGAGUACGCAUAUUUUAAGACUUUAACUUGUCUGCCUUUAUUGUGUCCUGUUUUUAAAUUUAGAUUUUAGUGAAAUGCCUCCCAAAAGGCCACCAGCAUACUCCACUGAGCCGUCUGAUUCAUCCACAAGCGAGGCGUCGGUGGAUGAGAAGCCGGAAAAGAAAUCAGAUGCUGCGCCUCAUCCAUCCACGGCGAUCAUGGUGAAAGAAGCACUUCAAGCGUUGGACUCGCGCAAAGGGGUUUCAUCCCAGGCGAUACUGAAGUAUAUCACAGAAAAAUAUCCGUCGGUGGAUUUGGCGAGACUGAAGACUUUAGUUCGCAAAAACCUGAAGAAGGGAGUGGAAAAUGGGACGCUGGUGAAGCCUGGAAACUCCAGCGCGACAAUGGCCACGAGGAGAUUUAGGCUUGCACCGAAGCCUAAACCAAAAGCCGAAAACGCAGAGCCCAGUGUGAAGAAGUCUCCAAAAGCAGCCAAGGAUGGAGCCAAGAAGCCCAGGAAAGCGGGUGCCACAAAGAAGAAAGACGCUGCAAAUGGACAAACAAAGUCCAAAGAGGACUCAAAGCCUCCCAAAAAGUUGAAGGAUGAAGAGGCUUCUACAUCAAAGGUUGCUCCAGCGAAGAAGCCAAAGGCUAAAAAAGCUAAACCGACUGGGGAUGGUGAGGAAACUGCUGACUCGACCAAGACUAAAGCAAAGAAAACAAAGGAGUCAAAGCCUGGAAAGGCCAAGGUUGCCAAAGCGGACAGUAAAGUGGCUUCUAAAUCAAGCGGAAAAUGAGGGACAAAGUCUGAAGAUUGAACUUGUAAUUCUAGACUGUUUUUAUAUCGUUUAUCAAAUAAAUCUAAGUUUUUAGCUCGAGUGCAUUUCAGUAUAUUCUAAUUACCUUUAAUACUAGACUAUACAAUAACUAACCCCAAGCAUUGCAAAUGUAUUGAAUCUGGCACCUAAUUUACUUCAGACCUUCUGCAUUUGUGCUACUGAAGGUCUAACAUGCCCUACAAUGAAAGAAACCUGACCGAUUUUUGCAAUUGAGUUUAUGACAGCAAGUCUAUAAUGCUGUGUAACCUGGUUUCAAAAUAAAAAGUUGUUCAUCUGCAAACA